AUGUUUUUAAUUUGCCUAAACAAAAAUGCUGAAACUCUCACUUCUGUUGGUCCUUUGUGUGAUUAUUGUAUCACAUGUUUCUGCUCAAAGGAAUCGCGAAUACUGUGAGGAUAUAUAUCGCGAUUGUCAGAGUCAUACAACUGCUAUAGGAAGAUUUGAUGAAACCAUAGAUUCGUAUAAUCGACAUUGUCGCCGUGAACGUCGGGGACGAUGGAAUAAUGUCUCUCGAUGUGAAAUGGAGAAGGCCACUUGCAUUCUAAUCCUGCAGCGUUGUGAUGACAUGUCUUGCAAUAAUAUUGCGGAAGUCCUGGGCUUUUGAAUAAAUAAAUCUAAACAUUGUACGACUCCCGCGAAAACAUUUUGGUAUAGCUCUUCCGGAAAU
Molecule: messenger RNA, 382 nt
Organism: Drosophila bipectinata
Lineage: Eukaryota; Metazoa; Arthropoda; Insecta; Diptera; Drosophilidae
Gene: Eig71Ek
Product: Eig71Ek
Source: RefSeq, a predicted model, not a curated record